This is a messenger RNA of Prorocentrum cordatum, 864 nucleotides long. The record is from the annotation of a GenBank genome assembly. NCBI's taxonomy places the organism in Eukaryota, Dinophyceae, Prorocentrales, Prorocentraceae.
GGCUCGAGAGCGCGCUCGCGGGCGCGCCUCCGCCCCCCCCCCCUCCUGGGGGGGGCGCUCCGUCCAUGCACCAUGGCCAUGGCGUAUGACUACUGCUUCAAGUUCAUCAUCAUAGGUGACUCGUGCUGCGGCAAGUCGUGCCUGCUGUUCCGAUUCGUGGAGGACAAGUUUGAUGAGUCGAAACAGUGUACGAUCGGAGUCGAGUUUGGCGCUCGAAUCAUAACGAUCGACAAGACACAGAUCAAGCUGCAGACAUGGGACACCGCUGGGCAGGAGGAGUUCCGCUCUAUCACAAGAUCUUAUUAUCGAGGUGCGUGUGGAGCACUAUUAGUCUACGACGUCACUAAGCGUGCCACGUUCGAGCGCAUUCGAAAUUGGUUUCAGGAGGUGCAGCAGUACGCGAACGAGCACAUUGCCAUCACGCUGGUCGGGAACAAGUGCGACCUGGAACCUUGGGAGGUCUCGUUCGAGGAGGGCGCUGCGUUCGCUAAAGAGCACGGCAUCGCGUUCCACCAGACGUCUGCGAAGACGUCCCUGAACGUGGACGAGGCGUUUCUCCAGACGGCUCGGACGGUGUUCGGCAAAGUCCGGAGCAACGUGUACGACCUCAGCGUCAGCGACAGCUGCGGCAUCAAGGUCUGCCGCCCGGCGCGACCCGCCGCUCACAGUCGAGGCUGCUGCAAGUCCUGAGGAAGAUGACAGACGGGUGCUGUCCGGGGGGGCAGGACGUCCUCCUCCCCGACGGUGGGCGAGCUGGUCCCCGCUCCACCCGCUGCUUUUCCUGCUGUCGGUUCUUUUCCUCCUCCCUCUCCUCCUUCUCCUCCUCCUCCUCCUCCGCCUCCUGCUACUCCUCUUCUUUUCUGU